Lepisosteus oculatus (spotted gar) is the source of this 2723-nucleotide messenger RNA. NCBI's taxonomy places the organism in Eukaryota, Metazoa, Chordata, Actinopteri, Semionotiformes, Lepisosteidae. The record is from RefSeq and is a predicted model, not a curated record.
GUCUGUGCGUUUGUCUCUCUCGCUCUCUGGUCUUAUUUAUGUUUUUCUGACAGUUCGUAAAAAUGGCGAAGCUGAGCGAGCACGGGAUUCGGCUGAGCUGUAUGAGCCCUUCAUACCUGCACAGCAAUUCAACAAGUCACACCUGGCCUUUCAGUGCAGUUGCGGAACUUAUAGGUAAGGCGAAAUCGCUUGGUUUCCUGAUCAACACCUUUGCCGAGUUCCGCAUUCUGCGGGCGAAUCAGCGGUCGGCCUGCUCCACUCCGCGCGCCGUCAUUGGCGCUCCAGAGCCGGGUGGGGGCGAGCUGUGGCCACGCGAGCGGCCCUCCGCGCGCGCCCCAGCCGACUCGAAGCGCGCGGGGCUGCGGGGCCGAGCCGCGGUCCAGCUGCGCGAGUUUCAUUUCUGGAGCUGCGGCUCGGACACGCUACUAGCAGCCAAAAGGACCAAGUGGGCCGACUCGCCUGCUCUCGUUUGUGACCCGUCUUGUGUUCUUCCACUGUUACCCUGCCAGCCAGAGCCCAUGUGGUCUGCAGCACACCUCUCCCUUAGCGGCCCAAGACUCGCAGAACCCGGCUGCACCGCUACACUCCAUUUCGGCUUCACGGACAAGAGCUCCAGCAAGAGCCACCAGCCCAUUGGGGUUUAUGGCAACGGGUUCAAGUCGGGCUCCAUGCGGCUGGGCAAGGACGCGCUGAUCUUCACGAAGAACGGGGGAUGUCUGAGCGUGGGCUUGCUGUCCCAGACCUACCUGGAGAAGAUCCGGGCGCAGGCCGUCAUCGUGCCCAUCGUCCCCUUUAACCAGCAGAACAAGAACCUGAUUGUGACGGAGGACUCGGCCGCCAGUCUGAACGCCAUCCUCACCCACUCCCUGUUCAGCACCCAGGAGGAGCUGCUGGAGCAGUUUGACACCAUUCCCAGCAAGAAGGGCACCAAGAUCAUCAUCUGGAACAUCCGCAGGAACAAGGAUGGGAAGCCAGAGCUCGACUUCGAGACGGAUAAGUACGAUAUCCGGAUGCCCGAUAUCCGUCCGGAGGAGAUGAGGACAGGAGGGAAGAAGAGAUUUCCAGGACCAGAGAGGACUGAUCAAUCCGUGCCCGAAAUGGACUACUCCCUGAGGGCCUACUGCAGUAUCCUCUACCUGAAGCCACGGACCCAGAUCAUCCUGCGUUCAAGGAAGGUUCAGACCAAGCUGAUCGCCAAGAGCCUGGCCAACAUCGAGAACGAUGUCUACAAGCCCAGCUUUAUCAACAAGAGAGUGAAGAUCACCUUCGGGUUCAACUACAAGAACAAGGACCACUACGGCAUCAUGAUGUACCACAAGAACCGGCUCAUCAAGUCCUACGAGAAAGUGGGGUGUCAGAUUAAGUCCACCAGCCGAGGGUCAGGGGUCGGGGUCAUCGGGGUCAUUGAGUGCAACUUCCUGAAGCCAGCGCACAACAAGCAGGACUUUGAGUACACCAAGGAGUACAGGUAGCUGCCAGCCACUGCUCUUGGUCUNNNGCUGAAUGACUACUGGAGAGAGAAGAAAGAGAAGAAAGCCAAGCAGAAGGCGUUGGCCCGAGCGCAGCGAGAGAAGGAGCAGCAGGAGAGAGAGGAAGAGGAGGAGGAGGAGGAGGAGGAGGAGGAGGUGGAAGGAGAGCAGGAUGAAAGCGAGUGUUACCCGGAAGAGCCCUGGGUGCAAUGUGAAGAGUGUCUGAAGUGGAGGAAGCUACCCUCCUGGGUGCAGCCUGAGACGUUACCCGAGAAGUGGCACUGUGCCCUGCACCCUGACCCCAGGUCACGGAGCUGCUCUGUCCCAGAGGACCCCGAAGAGAGUGAGGAUGAGCUGAUGCCCAGCUACGAGAAAACCUACAAAAAACAAGACCCCGCCUGGGAUCGCAAGCGCAGCAGAUCACUGGAGGAGGGGAAGAACCGGCCAGGCCUGGCCAGGGGCCUGUCUGAGCCAGCCAAUCACUCCUUGGGCAAGCAGGAGGAAAUGGAGCUGGAGGACGAGGUGGCGCUUGACUAUAGCACCCGCAGUGGCGAGGAGGACCACAUGGCAGCCUGCAGCAACAAGAGGAAGCCGGGGCCGGGGUGGAAGGAAAACAGCCCGGAGAAGAAGCUGUGUUCCGGGCUGGAGGGCGAGGUCCGGCCCCCCCGCGGCGGAGCCAAGCAGGAGAGCGAGGAGGACGGGGGGAGGAAGAGAGGGGGGCUCCGGGAGAGCAGGGAGGAAGAGACCGUGCCUGUGGAGGAGCGGGGCACCUCUCCCAACACAGUCGCGGUCAAACAGGAGCACGGCAAGGCGCCCCCCGGAGGGAGGUCCCUGGAACCGCAGUCCUCGCCAACGGGCAUGGCGCUCCCUCUGAGAAAGAAGGAGGCCUGUAAGGCUCCCCUGAUCCCAGAGGAAAACCCGGAGUCCAUGGAUAGGGUGACUCUCUGCCAGAGGGUGGCGCAGCUUGAGAAGGAGGCCGACAGGCUGCGUAGGAUCCUGGGGACGCCCCCUCUGCCCCGAAGCCCCUUAAGGGAAGAGGGUCACCCCAGUACGGAUCAGACAGCAGAGCUGUGCCAACAGCUCAGCCAGGAACGAGAGCUGCUGAGCCAGGGGCUCUCGGAGGCAGCGGAGAAGCUCGUAAGAAUAUCCACGGAGAGGGACAAGUACAAAUUCAAGGUGAGAGUCGGCUCAGCACCGCGGACAGCAGCAGCGUUGGCACAGUUGACAGCUUCACCCUCCCUUUCAUUCUAAAGG